This is a messenger RNA of Beta vulgaris subsp. vulgaris (sugar beet), 1680 nucleotides long. RefSeq lists its product as uncharacterized. Gene Ontology annotation, biological process: DNA transposition. Lineage: Eukaryota; Viridiplantae; Streptophyta; Magnoliopsida; Caryophyllales; Amaranthaceae. The record is from RefSeq and is a predicted model, not a curated record. Gene Ontology annotation, molecular function: DNA binding; zinc ion binding; transposase activity. The transcript has 3 exons. Bases 1 to 1680 code for a protein of 559 amino acids.
AUGGAGGAUAUUAGGGCAAAUCCUGAUAAACCAGGGAAGUCAUUGAAUGACUUAUUAUUUUAUAGAUUUGGUUUGUACAUGAGACUGUCAACACUUUACAGAAUGAAGAGGUAUGUGAUUGACAAGUUGUUUGGAGGCCAUGAUGAGUCUUACGCGCAUUUGCCUGCAUAUGCUGAGAUUAUUAAAGAGACUAAUCCAGAAUCUAAAGCAUUUUGUGCUUGGAAAAAUAGUGAAGGCAUUCCAAGGCAGCUUUUGUUUACCAGCAUUUUCAUAUCAUUUAGUGCACAAUGGAAGGGUUUUCUAGGAGGUUGUAGACCAUUGAUAGGUGUGGAUGGCUGCCACUUGAAAGGAAAUUAUGGGGGAGUUCUAUUGUCUGCAGUGGCUAUGGAUGGCAACAAUGAAAUAUAUCCAAUAGCAUUUGCAAUUGUGAGUGUGGAGGAUAAAUAUAAUUGGAGUUUUUUCUUCCGGCAUCUUCAUAAUAUUGUAAAGGACUCUAAAAGAGAAAAUUGGACUGUCAUUUCAGAUAGACAGAAGGGGGUUGAUCUCGCUUUAAAAGAUGUGUGGCCUACUACAAAAAGAAGAUAUUGUUGCAGACAUCUUAGUAGGAACUUCAAAAGGCGGUUUCCUGGGCCUGCAAUAUACAUUUUGUUUUGGAGGGCGUGCAAUGCUACAAACCCUUUCACAUUCAGGAAAGCAAUGGAAAAGUUACAGAAAAUAGGGGGAUCGAAAGUCAUGGAAUGGUUUUCAGAGUUGGGAAAUCAAUCUAAAUGGAGUAAACACAAGUUUGAUCCCAAUGUUUGCAAUGAUUCCAACCCAAACAAUUUUUUGGAGAGUUUUAACUCGACUUUAGGAAUUGAUAGAUGUAGGUCAGUGUUGACUUUACUUGAAGGCAUAAGGAGGGUGUGUAUGGUUAGAAUUGCAAUAAGGCAUCAGGAUUCAUUGAAUUGGAAUGAUGUAGAAAUAUGCCCUAAGGUGGUGAAAAUGUUAAGGGAAAUCAGUAUGGAAUCCACCAAAUGCAAGCUACACAUGUCAAGACCUGGAGAAUAUGAAAUUCAUGAAGGUAAAUCACAAUUCCCUCUAAGCUUGAAUCGAAAAAUAUGUUCAUGUGGGGCUUGGCAGCUAUCUGGUAUACCUUGUAGACAUGCCAUUAGGGUAAUGGUUCAUGCAAGAGUUGAUCCACAGAAGUAUGUGAGUUCUUGGUAUUCUGUCAAAACUUACAAACAAGUGUAUAGCUACACCAUAAACCCUAUCCCUGAUAAUGAGCAAUGGCCUACAUAUGAAAGUAUUCCUACCAUAUUACCAUCUAAAAUGAAAAGAGGAGUUGGCAGGCCUAGUAGUAAUAGAAAAAGGGGGGAAAAAGGAGAAGAUCAACCAGGGAAGCGAUCAAAGACUAUGAGGUGUAAAAAGUGUCAAUGCUUUGGACACAAUUCAAGAACCUGCAAAGGAGGUCUUACUGGCAAAGAGCUAAGGGAAAAAGAUGAACCAAUUGUCAUUAAAAACCCCAGGAUCAGAGACCAAUCAAAAGCAGUCAAGGAAGCAAGAGCAGCAAUGAAAGCUUCAAAUGCACCAAACCUAGCAGCAACUCAAAAAGGAAAGGGUGAAAAUAAUGGAGAAGCUUCUACAACCCAAAUCCGCAUAUCUCAGAUGUCUCAACCACAAUUUAUACAGUCACAACCAUAA